CUACCGAGGCGGGCAUAUAAACAGGAUAUCAAGCAGAGGGACAAUCAUUCAGCAAGCAAUCGUCAAACGAGAAGCAUCGCACUAUCAAAUCGAGAAUCAUGGAGAACUCAUCUAUCUACGCCCACAAGAAGUUUGCCGUCAUCAAGCGGAAGCGCGAGGACAUGGAGGACGAAAAGGAGAACCUCUUCCAAGAAACUGGACACCAUCCAAUCAUUAAACGCCGCCAGAACCAAGGGUUCUUCCGGCCUUGGUUGGAUAACGAGCAGAAUCAGAAGGAACAGAGCAGCCAGGAGACAUCGAAAGCCAGCCAGAGCUUCUGCCCCGCCGCCCCUACCACGCCAGUGGUGAGCCAGUACCACGCCAACAUGGUGCGCCGUAGCCAGACUCCCCGCCAGCGCAGCCCCAAGGAGCAGCAACGCCGGGAUCGCAACACCUUGGCCUGCCUGCUCAGCCGACGGGCCAAGCAGGCCCAGGAGGAGCAGAUGGCCCAGCAGUACGAGCAGUUCCGGCGCCAGCACGCUGCCAUGCUGGAGCAGCAAGUUCGCCUGAGUCUCUACUACCGCCAGGUCCUCCAGCAGGCGGUGUUCCAGCGAGCGAUUGCCCCUGCUCCUGGCCACCUUCUGCCCCAGCAGCAGCAGCAGUUCCUUCAGCAGAUGUCCCUCUCCCAGCAGAUGCUAAUCUUUGGAUCCCAGCAGUGAAGAAACUUAAGAGCCACACAACAUCAAACAUAUUCAGAGACUAUGGACAGCCCUAUAAUGUGAUUUAGUUUAUUUAGCCCUAAUUUAUUUAUUGUUGACUUUGAAAAGAAUACCAUAAUAUAUUCCUACAUAAAAUUCAA
This is a messenger RNA of Drosophila ananassae, 838 nucleotides long. RefSeq names its product protein Mabiki. The record is from RefSeq and is a predicted model, not a curated record. The transcript has a single exon. NCBI's taxonomy places the organism in Eukaryota, Metazoa, Arthropoda, Insecta, Diptera, Drosophilidae. Bases 99 to 698 code for a protein of 199 amino acids.